AUGCCGCAGUUCAGCAUUAAUCAGAAAUUCCAGCUCACUGGACCGGUCAGCUUGUGGAUAUUAGGGUCCUCUGAACACUGCAACAGUUUCACACAGGGCGACCUAGUUUCUACUGAAUACCAACCGAUGUGA
Rodentolepis nana is the source of this 132-nucleotide messenger RNA. Lineage: Eukaryota; Metazoa; Platyhelminthes; Cestoda; Cyclophyllidea; Hymenolepididae. The record is from the annotation of a GenBank genome assembly.